CAGGACCGGUGGUAACCGUUAGGCGCCCACCAUUUGUCUGUGGCAGGCAAAAGGCGAAAGGCUGCAAGGUCGUGCCCACUCGCCAGCGCCUUGCAGAUGGAGAAACUCCUGAUUCACGUCACCCUCCUCCUUGGAGCUGUGGUGGAGAGCAGCCUGCCAAACUCCCCCGACCCAGCAGUAAGAAGGGUGUACGGUGCAGUUGGCUCGCCGAUCACCGUGACCUGCGGCCCUGCCGAGGGACGCCUCCAAGGCAACGACAUUGCAUGGCGGUGGAACGGAGAUGUCCUGAGCCUCGGUGGAAGUGCCAAGGCAGACGGAGCCCAUCUAACACUCGGCAGCACCAGCCCGGCCAGUGCAGGAACCUACAGCUGCCACUCGCACGCUUCUGGGAAAGAGGUGGAUCGUAUUCUUCUGGAAGUCGGAUACCACCCGGAGAAGCCAAACAUAACAUGCCGCUCAUACAACUACCCCGAGAGCUUCCAGUGCACAUGGGAAGCUGGAAGAGACACGCUGCUGCGGACAAACGUCUCGGCUACCUACAGACAUCCGAUGAGUCAAACCUUCCUGCCUUGCGAGCCCACGGGAGAUCGCUCCUGCACGGGAAGCGACCUGAUGAUGUAUUCGUCCAUGGCUCACGUCGUAACGGCCCGCAUCACGAAUCCGUUGGGCUCCGCCGAAGGACACACGCACUUUGUUCUGGAGAACAUCAUCCAGCCCGAUGCGCCGGUGAACGUGUCAGCGAGAGCCGCCGUGGAGAGCGCUGCAGUGACCGUCUCGUGGCGGCUGCCCGCGUCCUGGUUCGAUCCCUUCCUCUUCCCCCUGCAACACCGGCUGCGCUUUCGUCUCGCCGAGAGCGGGGACGCCUGGAGAACGACCCUGUUCCCCGGGGAAAGCGUAGAGGAGCAGGAGUUGCGUGGCCUGCGUCCGCGCACACGAUACGAGGUGCAGGUGUCGCUCAAAGACCUACUGGACUACGGCCACUGGAGCGAGUGGAGCGAGUCUGCGUUCGUCCACGUGGCCGGAUCUCGCCGCCCUGGCUGUGAACGCCACCGCGUGGUGUACGCGGCCGUGGGCUCCAGGGCGCGCAUCCCGUGCAAGGGCACCGCUGGCAUCCAGCCCAAGUGGUCCUUCAACGGGGCCCCGCUGAGACGCGGGGGCCCCAGCCCAUGGCGGCAGGGCAAGAGAAGUGGGCACAUCACGCUGCUCAAUGCGACACUGAGCAGCAGCGGCAUGUACUCGUGCCAAGCCAGAAGUGGCGGCCACGCGAGACGGCGGCACAUGCGUUGCACUCGCCUGGUCGUGGGAUAUCCUCCUUCUAAGCCGACCGUCACGUGCCGCUCCUUUGACUAUCCGGAGAGAUUCGAGUGCGAGUGGCAAUCGAGCAGCCACGGCAACAAUAACGUCCUCAACACUUCCUACAGCGCCUCUUACAGGAAUCCACUGACCGAGAGCUGGCUGCCGUGCGUGCCCGUGGCAGACAAUGCCUGCCAGGGCCGAGAUGUGACCCUCUUCUCGGAACAACCACACGAGCUGACGGUCACGGCCACCAACCCGUUCGGCAGUGUCGAGGUCCACCACGCGUUCCUGCUCGAAGAUAUCGUUCAGCCAGACCCACCCAUCAACGUGCAGGCGAGAUGGAGGGACGUGGAGAGCGUAUUGGUGAGCUGGGAGCAACCCACCUCGUGGAACCCCCACCCUGCCUUCCCGCUCACCUACCGACUUCGCUACCGCACGCUGGGCGCGCAGGGCUGGAGCAAGGUGCUCGUGGAUGGCGAGGGCGCGACCUCAUUUGUGCUGGAGCCGCCGCCGCGAGCCGGCGCUGCCCGGGCGCUGGAGGUGCGCGUCUCGGCGCGCGAGGCGCUGGGUACCGGGACGUGGAGCCGCUGGAGUUUGCCCGCGCGAGUGAUAGACGAGGCACACUGAUGCGUGCCGUCCGUGCGACUGUUCAAGGCUGCCUAACAACGGGGUCGGCGCCUUUCAUGUCACUUAGCCGCCCCACCCACCCACCCAUGCCCACCCCACCACCCUGAUGGUGAUCCGUGCGCAUUCAAAUUGAUGAGCGCCGUUGUGCCAAAUAAAUAUUGCCGCUUACGAUUUGAACCGCGUGCACAAGCAUGUAACCCUGCAGCUUGGACAGAGACCAGAGAUUUAGAAUACUAUACAAUUUUAUUUUUAAUUCGUCAAUCCGCACGAUUGCAGGUUCAUUCGCAUGUAUGGGUUGUUAAGGGAUGUUUGCGUCUAAAGUUCCCAUCCAAUGAUAUAUUUAUUGGGUCUACAUGUGUGAUAUCAUAAAGCCUCAUGCUGUUGGCAACAGCACAUGAUUACAUUGUUUCAUGAGGACCUUCAUGAUAUGGGGGGGGGGGCAUCUUUCCAAUACAUUGAUUCCCGUUUACAACAAUUACGAGGGUUGCCACCUGCCUUGGCUUGCCCAGGAUCGUCCUUUUUGAAGGUUCAAGUUCAAGUUCAUUUAUUAGGUAUAGCCCUGUGAGCCAUUCGGCUCUUGAAUCGGGUGCAACCGCAACAAACAAAAAACAAAAACACGAACAAAAAACAUCUUAAAGUGAAUAUGUGACUAAGUGCAAACAGGUACCUGUCCCGUGCAAUCCGCGAGCCUUUCUGCUCCAUUAAAAGUCCGAGGUUUCGUCAGUUGCGUAGCAAUUCGCCAAUCAAGACGAUGCCUUUGCAUGUAGCUCUCCCCUCUCCUGGUAAUUAUCGUGAUAUAUUCUUCCCAUGACAUGUUUCAGCUUUCUUUUAUGCCUCAAAAUUGCCAGUCCGAGUACAUGUGGUAGAAAGAUAAAUGAGGGAGGGUGGAAUGAUUGAUUGACAGCCCUGACAUAUCACUUUGCAUUAUGAUGCUUCAAUAUAUGUGAGGCAAAGCUUUGUGUGUAAUUUACUUUUCCUUGCAGUGCUACUGAAUGUUUACUGUACCUCAUUAACAAAUGCAUUAAAAUGAAGUUCAUGGUCAUUUAUGUAAGAGCGUUAUCAAACAGCAUUGAAUUUUUUUUUUAAUCCAAAGUAUGUUUUAUUAUAACAUGUUUACUAGUUACUGUAUUGUGAUUCCACUUUAUUAGUGAUUUAGUUACAAAUGCAUUACUAUUUUAAAUUUAUAUUUUUCUACUGCAUACAGUAUUAAUGUCUCAUUUACAAAACCUACACAGUAUUAUAUGUAUUCAAUAUGCAGUAUUUGCAUAAUACAAUAUUGUAUUAGAUUUGAAUUACAACACUGAAAGUCUUAUGCUUUUUAAAUAAAAAUGGUUAAAUCUUUACAUUGCG
Molecule: messenger RNA, 3273 nt
Organism: Lethenteron reissneri (Far Eastern brook lamprey)
Lineage: Eukaryota; Metazoa; Chordata; Hyperoartia; Petromyzontiformes; Petromyzontidae
Product: interleukin-11 receptor subunit alpha-like
Cellular component (GO): membrane
Molecular function (GO): protein binding; cytokine receptor activity
Source: RefSeq, a predicted model, not a curated record